Trichechus manatus latirostris (Florida manatee) is the source of this 927-nucleotide messenger RNA. Its product is annotated as olfactory receptor 1361-like. Gene Ontology annotation, molecular function: olfactory receptor activity; G protein-coupled receptor activity. The transcript has a single exon. The record is from RefSeq and is a predicted model, not a curated record. The coding region runs from base 1 to 927 and encodes 308 amino acids. Lineage: Eukaryota; Metazoa; Chordata; Mammalia; Sirenia; Trichechidae. Gene Ontology annotation, biological process: G protein-coupled receptor signaling pathway. Gene Ontology annotation, cellular component: plasma membrane.
AUGGGCAGAAACAACAAGACUAGAGUCACAGAAUUCCUUCUCGUGGGACUCUCUGGGCAGCCAGAACAGGAAGAGAUUCUUUUUGGGCUGUUCAUGUGGAUGUACCUGGUCACCAUCAUUGGCAACUUUCUCAUCAUCUUGGCCAUCAGCUGUGACAGUCAUCUCCAUACGCCCAUGUAUUUCUUCUUAGCUAACCUCUCCUGUGUCGACAUCUGCUUUUCAUCAGUCACAAUCCCCAAGAUGCUGGUGAAUCACAUGUUGGGCAGUGAGUCUAUCUCUUGUGUGGAAUGUAUGAUCCAGAUCUACUUCGUCACCACUUUCGCCAACAUGGAUGGUUUUCUCCUGAGUGUGAUGGCCUAUGACCGUUAUGUAGCCAUCUAUUCCCCACUCCACUAUAGCAUGAUCAUGAGGCCCAAGCUCUGUGUCUUUCUGGUGGCCAUAUCAUGGAUCAUUACAAAUCUGCAUGCUCUCCUACACACUCUCCUCAUGGUCCAACUCACGUUUUGCUCCAACGUUGUGCACCACUUUUUCUGUGACCCUUACCCCAUUCUAAAGCUCUCUUGCACUGAUACCCUUAUCAAUGACCUAAUGGUAUUCACUGUGGGUGGACUGAUCUUUCUAACACCAUUUACAUGUAUCAUUGUUUCAUAUGCUUACAUCUUCUCUAAUGUAUUGAAGUUGCCAUCUGCCCAUGGAAUAAGGAAAGCUCUGUCUACUUGUGGAUCCCACCUCACUGUGGUCUCCCUCUUCUAUGGGGCACUCCUGGGGGUCUAUAUGCACCCUUCAUCCUCCUACUCAGUACAGGACACAGUGGCCACAGUCAUUUUCACAGUGGUGACACCCUUGGUCAAUCCUUUCAUCUACAGCCUGAGGAAUCGUGACAUAAAGGGAGCCCUAAGGAAACUAAUUAUCAGAGUACAGAAUUAG